AUGCCUGCAACAAAAACAUCAACAUUAGCUGCAACAACGUCAACAAUAACCGCAACAACAUCAACAUUAGCCGCAACAACGUCAACAAUAGUUGCAACAACAUCAACAAUAGCUACAACAGCAUCAACAAUAGCUACAUCAGCAACUACGGCUCAUUUUCAUUGGCUCGAUCACACAAUAUUCAUAGCAUUCUUAGCCUUUUCAACGUUGGUUGGAGUUUUCUUCGGCUGGCGGAGUCGUAGAUCGACCUCCUCAGAGAAGUUUCUCACAGGCGGUGGAGAGAUACACUGGAUUUUCAUUUCCUUCUCUAUGCAGGCUUCAUUUUUUUCCGCGAUUUUUUUGCUCUCGACCCCGGGCGAGGUGUACGCUUAUGGGACUUGCUAUAGCUACUUGGGGCUGUCCUACUUUAUCGGGAAGCCACUGGUUGUUCAUUUCUACAUCCCUGUCUUGUAUAAAAUGAAAAUCUUGACCGUUUACGAGUACUUGGAGAGACGAUUCAAUAAAUUCAUCAGAGUUUGUGGUUCUGUUAUCUUUCUCCUCGAAACGCUGUUAUAUAUCCCUCUAGUUCUCUAUACACCAGCUCUUGCACUGGCACAAGUGACCGGUAUCUCGAUACUAUGGUCGAUUAUUUUCUGCGGAUUGGUCUGCACGCUGUACACAUGUCUAGGGGGGAUGAAAGCAACGGCAUUCAAUGACACGGUUCAAAUGAUGAUCAUUUUCUUCGGUUUAAUCACAGUUAUUGGUGUUGGAAUAGCUAGGGUUGGUGGUUUCGGUGAGUUUUUGAAGAGGAAUUUGGAUGGAGGAAGAUUCAUUUUCAACGAUUUCAGAAUAGAUCCAACACUGAGGACAACAUUUUGGACCCAGGUACUGGGCGGCACCUUGUUCACAGCGUACACUAUGUCAGCUAACCAGGUCCUCGUGCAGAAGUUUCUGAGUUCGAAGAACUUAAAAAGCGCCUACAAAUCUCUAUACUUGAGUAUAAUCUGCUGCUUCACGAUUCUCGUCCUCGUUAUAGCAAUGGGUCUGCUCAGCUACGCCUUCUACUACCGAUGUGACCCACUCUCAAGUGCCCGAGUUCGAAAACUAGAUCAGGUCGUUCCGUUAAUGAUGGUUGAAAUUUUAGAGGGCUAUCCAGGGUUAUCCGGGCUGUUCAUGACCGUUGCUUUCAGUGCCGCCCUUAGGUUAAAACGUUUUUUUUAA
This is a messenger RNA of Helobdella robusta, 1200 nucleotides long. RefSeq lists its product as hypothetical. NCBI's taxonomy places the organism in Eukaryota, Metazoa, Annelida, Clitellata, Rhynchobdellida, Glossiphoniidae. The coding region runs from base 1 to 1200 and encodes 399 amino acids. Gene Ontology annotation, biological process: sodium ion transport; transmembrane transport. Gene Ontology annotation, cellular component: membrane. The transcript has 8 exons. The record is from RefSeq and is a predicted model, not a curated record. Gene Ontology annotation, molecular function: symporter activity.